UCCUACCUAGGAAACAAGAAAGGAGGUGCCUUCACCAAGAAGUAAGGCUAAAUUGCAAGCUUUAGGUGGACCCUAUUCAAAUGGCUCAACAGCCCAGCCCAAGAGCCCUGGGUCCCCCUGGGGAAGAGGAUGUUGCACCAGACAGCCAAACCCAACAACAACCUGUCAGACCUCGGCCAGUUAGAUCCCGGAGAAGAAGGCGUAGGCAGGCAGCUCCUGCAUCCCGAGGAGAAGAUGAACCUAGGACCUUUCAAGUCUACAAAUUUAGCAGUCGUGCUCCACCUGUGAGUACGCACGGUAAUGGUGGAAGCUCUCGGACUCCUGCCCUGCCUGAUGAUGGAAAUGUUAUGGGAAUGAUGGCUAGGUCUGCCAGAUACUGGGUGAAGCGAGAACCUCCUCGAUGUUGGGUCAGAGGCUGCACCUGUGCUUGCUCAGAGACUUAUCUAGAAGAAGGUCGUCCUUCUAGAUCUAGGCCACAUCAUCUAGGUGGAGACAACAGCUCGACCUCCAUGAUUAGAGGGGAAUUAUUUUCAGAGGAUGAAGACAAUGAUGGCAGCACUGGGAACACUGGGACAGCCAGCUCUUGGGCUGGUGUUAGAAGUGAUGAUCAUCCCAGGAGUUUUGCAGAGGAGUAUUCGCUGGUUCCCUUAAGCAGACGAAAGCAAUACUCUGCCCAGACUUUUCAUGAGGCAGUAGAAAGAUUUUUAAGAGGGUUCUGAGCUUUGGCACAUCUGUUUUGAAUUUGGGAGCCAAAUCUGUGGAGAUGCAAAUGCCUGUCAUCAUGUGCACCGUUUAUUGUAACA
Parus major (Great Tit) is the source of this 803-nucleotide messenger RNA. RefSeq lists its product as uncharacterized. The coding region runs from base 81 to 719 and encodes 212 amino acids. Lineage: Eukaryota; Metazoa; Chordata; Aves; Passeriformes; Paridae. The transcript is spliced from 3 exons. The record is from RefSeq and is a predicted model, not a curated record.